AUGUCGAUGGAUCUCCGACUCUCUCUCUUCUCCCUCGCCCUCGUCUCCACCGCUUUCUCGCCGUGCACGUCCUUCCCCUCGCCACAAUCGAGCCCUGCUCCAUCGCCUUCUCCUUCAGCUUCUGGUCAAGGACAGCUGGAAAACUCCGGCGUCCACGCCUCGUCUAGCCCGAGCCCACGUCCCCUCGCCCCUGGCCUGUUUGUUCUUGGCGACUCCUCCGUCGACUGCGGCACCAACAAUUUCCUUGGGACGCUGGCGAGGGCGGACCGCCUUCCUUACGGCAGAGACUUCGACACCCACCAGCCCACUGGCAGGUUCUGCAAUGGACGAAUCCCGGUCGACUACCUCGCUCUGUAUCUCGGUCUUCCAUUUGUUCCGAGUUAUCUUGGACAGCAAGGACGGGUGGAAGAUAUGAUUCAUGGAGUGAACUAUGCAUCUGCUGGUGCCGGAUUAAUCUUCUCGAGCGGAUCGGAGAUGGGUCAACAUGUCUCCUUCACUCAGCAAGUCCAGCAAUUCGCAGACACAUGCCAGCAGUUCAUUUUGAAUAUGGGAGAGGACGCUGCGGCUGAUCUCAUCUCAAGCUCAGUGAUUUAUAUCUCGAUCGGAAUCAACGACUACAUACAUUACUACUUGCCUAAUGUGUCCGGUGUGCAGAGCCUGUACUUACCGUGGAGUUUCAACCAUUUUUUGGCAUCAUCGCUAAGGCAGGAAAUUAAGAACUUGUACAACAUGUAUGCUAGGAAGGUUGUGGUGAUGGGAUUGCCGCCUAUCGGUUGCGCUCCUCACUAUCUGUGGCAGUACAAGAGCAAAAACGGGGAGUGUGUGGACGUGAUCAAUGACACAAUCAUGGAGUUCAAUUUCGCCAUGAGAUUCGUGGUCGAAGGGCUAGGUCUGGAACUCCCAGGCGCGAGCAUCACCUUCUGCGAUGUGUUUCAAGGUUCCAUGGACAUACUGAAGAAUCACGAGCAUUAUGGUUUCAAUUUUACUACUGAUGCAUGCUGCGGGCUAGGCAAGUACAGAGGCUGGAUCAUGUGUUUGUCAUCCGAGAUGGCGUGUGAAAAUGCUUCUAGGCAUAUUUGGUGGGACCAGUUCCAUCCAACGGCAGCGGUGAAUGCAAUUUUAGCGGACAACGUGUGGAACGGCCUGCACUCGAGGAUGUGCUAUCCAAUGAAUUUGGAAGAGAUGGUGGUUCAUAGGGCCAAAUGGUUAGUAUAG
Molecule: messenger RNA, 1215 nt
Organism: Eucalyptus grandis
Lineage: Eukaryota; Viridiplantae; Streptophyta; Magnoliopsida; Myrtales; Myrtaceae
Product: GDSL esterase/lipase 7
Exons: 5
Coding region: 1-1215 (404 amino acids)
Molecular function (GO): hydrolase activity, acting on ester bonds
Source: RefSeq, a predicted model, not a curated record